AUGAAUGCUCAAGAUGCUAGCGUCAAACUGUUAAAAGCCCAUAGUGAUGAAAUCAAUACUUGUGCUUUUUCAUCCGAUGUAACACUAUUAUUAACAGGAGCAGACGAUGCCACCGUUUGUGUUUGGGAUUGUCAAUCAGGAUCCUUAAUUAAAACUUUAGAAAAGCAUACAGGUCCUGUUCGUUGUUGUUGUUUCUCACUUGACAAUAAUUAUUUUGCAACAUCAUCUACCGAUCGAACAAUUAUCCUAUGGAAAGCAACAACUUGUCAAGACAUUAUAACUUUAAAAGGUCAUCAUCGAAGCGUAGAGGUUUGCUGUUUUUCACCGGACAGCACCUUACUAUGUUCUGGCUCCUGGGAUAAUUGUGCCAUUUUAUGGAAAAUAAAUGAGAAUAAAAGUCAACUUUAUACUAAGUUAACGGGACAUUCUAGCUGUGUUCAAUCGUGUGCAUUCUCCCCUGAUGGAGAUCAGCUCGCUACAGGAUCAUGGGAUCAUACAAUUAGAAUUUGGAAGUUAUACUGUGGUAUUCGAUGUAUCCAAGUGUUAACUGGUCAUUCCGGUAAUGUACAUACUGUAAUUUACUCCAGUAAGAAUCAAUUAGCGUCAGGAUCGUGGGAUAAAACCGUGAUACUAUGGGAUGUAGAUAAAGGAUACCCUCUUCACGUAUUAGUGGGUCAUGAUGGAUGGAUUCAAGCUUGCGCAUUUUCUCCUGAUGCUACAUUUCUGGCAUCAGCAGCCGAUGAUGAAAGCGUUAGGGUAUGGGAUGUCAGCACUGGAAAAUGUACUUCCAUUCUACAGGGACAUGUCGAUGAAGUUCAUACUUGCGCAUUCUUACCAAGUGGUCAUAUUUUUACGUCAGGAUCCGUAGGAGAAUGGUUUAAGAAAGAAAGUGGAUUGUUAAAUUUAUCAACAGAGAGUUUGGACACGAUUGAUAAUGACUUGUUGGCCAUGCAGUAUAAUCCAGAGAAAUAUAUACAAAAUUUAGAUUUUAAUAUGCACGUAUAG
Messenger RNA from Trichoplax adhaerens, 1005 nucleotides. RefSeq lists its product as uncharacterized. Gene Ontology annotation, molecular function: protein binding. Bases 1 to 1005 code for a protein of 334 amino acids. Lineage: Eukaryota; Metazoa; Placozoa; Uniplacotomia; Trichoplacea; Trichoplacidae. The transcript has a single exon. The record is from RefSeq and is a predicted model, not a curated record.